AUGGCACCCACCAUCAGAGAGAAACUCGUGGCAUUAGCAUACAAGUUCGCCGCAACCGUCAACGACGGCGACAUGGACGCAAGCAUGGCCAUUCGCACAGAGAACUGUCUUACGCACCAGUGCUGUCCAAGCCUUAACACCAAGCCCCUGACCAAUAACGAUAUCAGGGCAUACUUUGACGAAUGGACCAAAAUUGGCAUUAACUCUAAAUUUUCGAUCACGGACGAGAGAUUUAUGGUGGUCGAUGAUGUUGCAAAGAGGGUUUCAUUCCGCGCCGUAGGUAGCGCGGACACUAUCGGUGGUCCGUACGAGAAUGAUAUCCUAGUUAUUCUGCAAGCGACGGACGACUGCGCUCUCGUGGCCGAGAUCUGGGAGUAUUUCGACGCGAUAAUUAAAAAGGAACUUCUGGAUCGAUUGACAGCUGUGCAGGCGGCUAGUGGUUUGAAUCGUUACGCCGUCAGCACCGCCCCUGAAAAUCAUGGGGUGCCCUCAGCAAAGAUUGAACCAAAGGUUGCUGCGUAG
This is a messenger RNA of Talaromyces amestolkiae, 522 nucleotides long. RefSeq lists its product as uncharacterized. The record is from RefSeq and is a predicted model, not a curated record. Lineage: Eukaryota; Fungi; Ascomycota; Eurotiomycetes; Eurotiales; Trichocomaceae. The coding region runs from base 1 to 522 and encodes 173 amino acids. The transcript has a single exon.